AUGUUGAAUCGCAAUAUUUCAAGAAAAAAUGUUGCGAAAAUCUUCCUUUAUAAUAGUUCUGGUGAUAACAAUUAUGAAGAUUACGAAAGUGGAUCAGAAAAUGAAAAUGAAAAACAAGUGUUGAGUAUUGGUAAAGAAUUUGACUCAUGGGAGGAAGUUAAUAGAUUUUUUGAUGAAUAUGUACUAUCAAAAAGUUUUGCUAUAAGAAAAUGCAGAGGAGAUUAUAUUACUUUAGAGGAUGGUUCACAACGCCUUGUUAGAAGAACUUAUUCAUGUACUUUUUCAGCUAGUUUGAAUUGGCCUAAAACAUCUCCUGCAAUUCAUUUAACUUCGUAUAAUGAUGAUCACAAUCAUCCAUUGAAUCCAUUAAUACACAAAACUUCACCAAAAUACUGA
Molecule: messenger RNA, 396 nt
Organism: Rhizophagus irregularis DAOM 181602=DAOM 197198
Lineage: Eukaryota; Fungi; Glomeromycota; Glomeromycetes; Glomerales; Glomeraceae
Source: RefSeq, a predicted model, not a curated record